Messenger RNA from Adineta steineri, 1701 nucleotides. The record is from the annotation of a GenBank genome assembly. NCBI's taxonomy places the organism in Eukaryota, Metazoa, Rotifera, Eurotatoria, Adinetida, Adinetidae.
AUGUUAGUUAUGUAUUGGAAAAGAAACUAUUUAUUUCUUCUAUUUAUCUUUGUUACACAAAUCAUAACACAAGAUAUACGUUCAUUUCAUAUGUCUGAAAUGUUUGGUUGGCAAUUUGAAUGUGCUAAUACAACAUGUUUAUCAUUUAUCACUGCUACAGUAUCAAACAUUCGGCAGUGUCGAAUAAAUUGUUUAGCACAAGUUCAAUGUAAAGCAGUUAGUUUUCAUCAAUCAACUUCGAAAUGUGAAUUAUUUGCUAAUAUAUCAAAUGGAAAUGUGAAUAUGUUAGCUAAUGCAGAUAUUAUUACUAUGAUCGUUAUUGAUACAACACAGACCCCAUUGGUGACAACAACAUCAAUAACAAAUUCAGCUAAUCCGAUAUCCAAUGCAAACUCAACAGCAAUACCAAUGUCAUCAACACCAUCAUUAACUUCACCACCAUCAUCUACAUCAUCAUUAACUUCAUCACCAAUAACAUCAUCAUCAUCAUCCACAACAACAACAACAACAUCAUCAGUUACACCGUCAACGACAACUACAACAACAUCAUCAUCAUCCACGUCGUCAACGACAACAACGACAACAACGACGACAACAACAACAACAACAACAACAACAUCGUCAUCCACGUCGUCAACAACAACGACAACAACUACUUGCUACAGUAUGUUCUACAAUCAAACAAUUUACUCAGUUGGCUCUGCUCCCAUAUCAGUGGUAGUAGCAGAUGUAAAUGGUGACAAUAAAUCCGAUAUUGUCGUCGCGAAUCAUGGUUCGGACAAUAUUGGCGUUCUUCUAAAUUCUGGUAGUGGGAUCUUUUCGUCUCAGAUUACCUAUUCGACUGGUUCAGGUUCAGGUCCAUGGUUCGUAGCAGUAGGUGAUAUGAAUCGCGACAAUAAAGUCGAUAUUGCUACUGCAAAUUACGGUGCGACCACUAUCAGCGUUCUUCUCAACAGAGGCAAUGGAACGUUUCUCUCUCAAGUUACUUACUCAGCUCAGUCGUAUGCCUACGCAGUAGCAGUAGCUGAUGUGAAUAAUGAUAACGCGUCGGAGAUUAUUCUUGCAAAUGCUGGAUCAAGUAACGUCGGUGUUUUUAUCAAUAAAGGCGACGGAACAUUUUAUAAUCAAAUUACUUAUACCGUUGGUGCCACUCCGGUGUCAGUACAAAUGGGUGAUUUAAAUAAUGAUAAUAAAAUCGAUAUUAUUGUCGCAAACUAUGGUUCAGGUACCGUCAGUGUUCUGCUAAACAUAGGUAGUGGAACAUUUGCUUCUCAGACUAAUUAUUCAGUUGAUCCAGGUCCGCAAUCGUUAGCAGUAGGUGAUUUCAAUAAUGAUAAUAAAAUCGAUAUUGUCACCGCAAAUGUCGAUUCGAACUCCGUUAGUGUUCUUCUCAACAAGGGCAAUGGAACGUUUAUGUCUCAAGUUACUUAUUCAACUGGUUCUGGUUCUGGUCCAUAUUCAGUAGUAAUCGGUGACAUAAAUGGUGAUAAUAACCAAGAUAUUAUCGUCGCAAAUCCUGGUUCGAAUGCCAUCGGUGUUUUUCUCGGUACAGGCAAUGGAACAUUUCUUUCUCAAUUAAGUUACUCGGUUGGUGCUAGUCCGCAUUCAGUAGCAGUAGGUGACGUGAACAAUGACAAUAAAAUUGAUAUCGUUGCAGCAAACUAUGGUACGACCACCAUCAGUAUUCUCUUACAUUGUUGA